Hydra vulgaris (swiftwater hydra) is the source of this 2229-nucleotide messenger RNA. NCBI's taxonomy places the organism in Eukaryota, Metazoa, Cnidaria, Hydrozoa, Anthoathecata, Hydridae. The record is from RefSeq and is a predicted model, not a curated record.
AUGAGCAUUGAAAAAUAUGUUGCUUAUAAAAAACCUGACAAAGGUCGUGAAGAUUUUAACCCUGAUGCUUCAACUAUCUCUACGACUAUGUCCAAUAAAAUUGGAGAACCUUCAACAAUACUCAAAAAUAGUUGUAUAGCUUCAUUGCAAAUUGAAGUAGAUAAUGAACCAGUUAUUUUAAAAGAAUCGAAUGAAUUAUCGGAAAAUUUUUUACAAGAAACACCUAAUUUAUUGAAUUGUGGAAAUUGGCCAAUUGUUCGAUCUAGCAACUUUGUAAACCAUUUAAUCAAACUUGGUCCGUUUCAAAUUACAAAGGAAAAAUACCCUGAAGAUAGAAAUGGUCGACAUUUUUCUAGCAUUUAUUACAAUAGAAAGCUUGCGAAUGGAGAAACCUUUUGCUGUAGAUGGUUGGUUUAUUCAGAUUCUAAAAACUCCGUAUUUUAUUUUUGCUGUCUACUUUUUGAUAAUAAUUCAAAGUCAAACUUAGUCUUUGAUGAAAAAGACAGUUUGCGAUGGCAAAAUGUUCUUCUUCGGCUGAUGAAUAUCACUCUUUACCUAGCUGAAAAUAAUAUGGCUUUUCGAGGGAGUUCGGAUAAACUGUUUACGCCUCAAAACGGCAAAUUCUUAGGACUAAUACAGAUGCUUGCAAAAUUUGAUCCUGUGAUGCAAAAACAUUUAGCACUUGCAAUAAAAGGUGACACUUCAAACCAUUAUUGCGGGAAAAAUAUUCAAAAUGAGUUAAUAGAUUUAAUGUCUCAAAAGGUUAAUGAUGAAAUAAUAAACCGAGUCUUGAAAGCCGUUUACUAUUCAAUCAUUGCUGAUUGUACACCUGAUAUUUCUAGAAAAGAACAUCUUUCUCUUAAUAUUCGAAUUGUUGCUUGCUUAGGACUUACUGAGGUUUUAAUCGAGUUGCUAACUAAGUAUGGACUUGAAAUCUCUAACUGCAGAGGUCAAGGGUAUGAUAAUGGAUCAAAUAUGAAAGGAAAGAUUAAUGGUGUACAAAAAAGGAUUUUAAAUCUUAAUCCUUUAGCAUUGUAUGUUCCUUGCGGCAACCAUAGCUUAAAUUUGGUAAUAAGUGACUCUGCACGGUCUUCAGUAAAAUCUAUAGCUUUUUUCGGUUUUCUUCAGAGAUUGUUUACUCUAUUCUCAGCCUCAGUGAGCCGAUGGAAAAUUUUAAUUGAUCAUGUUAAAAUUUUGCAUUUAAAGAAACUCUGUGACACGCGGUGGGAAGCAAAAAUAAGUAUUGUUAAAGCCGUUCGUUAUCAAGUUGGUGAUGAACAUGACGCUUUGAUAGCAUUGUCAGAAAUUGAAGGAUGUAAUCCUGAAACUGCACAUGAAGCGAUAACUCUAGGAGAGCAAUUAAAAGAUUUUAGCUUUCUUGUCUCUUUAAUUGUCUGGUAUGACAUUCUUUUUCAAGUCAAUAUUGUUAGUAUAACUCUUCAUAAAAAAGACAUGGACAUCACUCAAUGUGCAAAGUUAUUGAAAAGCUGUUGCUCAUUUUUAGAAAACUAUAGAAAAUGUGGUUUUAAAGAUGCAAUCAUAAAAGCAAAGGAUUUGGCUAUAGAAUUACAAGUGGAGCCUGUUUUUAAACCACUUAAAAGAAUAAUACGAGUGAAACGCCAUUUUGACGAACCAGCCCAACAUGGGAUUUAUUUAUUUUCUCCUGAAAAAAAAUUAGAAAUCGAUUUCUUCAAUCCUCUUUUAGACACAUCUUUAAUUUCAAUGAGAGAAAGAUUUAUACAGUUGGAGAAUUAUUCAGAAGUUUGGGGUUUUUUGUAUAAUGUCGAUAGUUUGCAAAAAAGAGAAGAAAUUCUAAAAUCAUGUUUAGCUCUUCAAAGUAAACUUAUCGUAAAUCUAAAAUCGGACAUUAAUGGUAUUCUUCUUUGCGAUGAACUGAUGAGCAUUAAACCUUUUCUUUCUGAAAUGGUCAAGGAUAAAAUUACUCCUAUUAUUGUUUUAAACUUUAUAAAACAGCACAAAAUGCAAGAUUUGUAUCCAAACACAUGGAUUGCAAUGCGAAUUUUGCUAACAAUACCUGUCACUGUAGCGAGUGGAGAAAGAAGCUUUUCCAAAAUGAAACUAAUAAAAACCUAUCUGCGGUCAACAAUGUUGCAGGAUAGACUUUCAAGUUUAGGAACCUUAUCGAUUGAAAAGAAUAUUGCUGAAAAUCUUUUUUUUUCAACCCUAAUCAAAGAUUUUGGUGAUAAGAAAGCCGUAAGAUUAAUUUAA